Messenger RNA from Stegodyphus dumicola, 1025 nucleotides. Its product is annotated as pseudouridine-5'-phosphatase-like. Gene Ontology annotation, molecular function: phosphatase activity. NCBI's taxonomy places the organism in Eukaryota, Metazoa, Arthropoda, Arachnida, Araneae, Eresidae. The record is from RefSeq and is a predicted model, not a curated record.
AUGAAUGCCUCUAGUUACUGCGCAGAUGGAGGUAAUGGUGCUAUGACUUGUCGCAUCGGUCACGGAGUUAUAACGCUGACACAGUACACAGUUUCUUAUAACACGUUUCACAUUUUGUCUGGAUCUAAUUAUCCAAGUCCUUUUCACGGAGGGAACAUGAGAGUACUAGCUACACCUUCAGGAUUAUUUACUUUCUCAAGCGUUUCCCCCCACACACACAUAUUUCCCCCCUGUUUGCCAUAUCGCUUUUUAGGGGCGUUAUACACGAUAAGGUACGGUAAAUAUUUUGCACUGAGAGAUAUUUCAGCCGUCAUUUUCGUACAGUUUCUCUCUUUUCUAGACACGGAAAAACUGUACACGAACAUCGGAGAAGCCAUUGCUAACCGGUACGGGAAGACCUUCACUUGGGAUGUCAAAGUCAAAUGCAUGGGCAAAGUGGCAGACGAUGCCGCUAGGACGAUGAUCGAAGAACUGCAACUGCCCAUCACAAUUCAAGAAUACCAGGACGCAUGCGCUGCGCUUUCUGACGAACUUUUUCUACAAACAGAAGUAUUGCCAGGUGUGGAAAGGUUAGUAAAGCACCUACAUGCAAACAGUGUUCCCAUUGCCAUUGCCACUAGUUCAAAGAAAAAAACAUUUGAUUUGAAGGUCACAAAUCAUAAGGAACUCAUCAGUAUGUUUCAUCAUGUCGUCUGUGGUUCCAACGACCCUGAAGUGAAACAAGGAAAGCCAGCGCCUGACAUUUUUCAAGUUUGUGCUAGUCGGUUUGACGACAAGCCACCUCCUGAAAAGGUCUUGGUGUUCGAAGAUGCGCCUAAUGGAGUGCAAGCUGCCAAAGCUGCAGGUAUGCAGGUAAUCAUGAUCCCAGAUCCGCGCAUGGACCCUGAAUUCUGCAACGAAGCUACACUAGUUUUGCCCUCCAUGGAAUGUUUUAGGCCGGAAUUAUUCGGCCUACCGCCAUUUGUUGAAUAGUCCGUCCAUGUAGUCCGUCCAUAAUUAUGUUUAAUAAAUAGAUUCCUUUCAUA